Molecule: messenger RNA, 3708 nt
Organism: Sitodiplosis mosellana (orange wheat blossom midge)
Lineage: Eukaryota; Metazoa; Arthropoda; Insecta; Diptera; Cecidomyiidae
Product: autophagy-related protein 9A-like
Exons: 11
Coding region: 547-3126 (859 amino acids)
Biological process (GO): autophagy of mitochondrion; protein localization to phagophore assembly site
Cellular component (GO): autophagosome; phagophore assembly site
Source: RefSeq, a predicted model, not a curated record
GAGACGCAAAAUAGACGGGUUACGAUAAGCAAGCCAACUUCAUGCCUAUUGGCCUAUUAUAUAGAACAUAAAUAAAGCAAGUGAACAGAAGGUAUUUUUUUUUAUUGUGUUUUCAUUCAUUGCAAAAACCAGAUUACGACUCAGAUGUGCGAAACGUGAAAAAUGUAUCCGUGGUGUGUAUGAUGUUGCAGAGCAUCGUAAAAAUUGGACGACGAAAAACAGUAUCAGACAGAAAAUAGUAGUUAGUAAUAAAUUGAGUGGAAAGUUGUGCAAAAAUAGAGGAAGAAAGAAAAAGAAGAAACAAAUUGUCCUAGUUCCAGUGUUAGAAAAAGGGCCUGUAACAAAGAGCAGCUAACAAAAAGUUCAAGCGAGGUGAAGCGAACGUUUGCUCAAAAUUUUAUCGACCGAUUCGGAAUCGGAAACGAUUUUUUGUUGUUGUGUGAGCGAGCGAGAGAGAGAGAGAGAGAGAUUUGCGGAACACACGGAGGGAGAUCAGAAGCAGUACUCCAUGUGUUAAGUGAAGGUCAUCCGACAUAAUAAAAAGAAAUGGCUAAGAAUGAUUAUCAGGCGCUAGCCGAAGUAUCAAAUCCGUUCGUUGAAAAUUCUAGUCAAUCGCGUCAUGAGUCCGUUGGCAUCGACGAAACCACCACCGACACCGAAAACGAAGAUGGACAUCGCGAUAAUGGUAUCAUUAUACACGUGGUACCCGAUACGGGCAAAGCACGAUGGAAUCAUAUCGAAGAUUUAGACUCGUUUUUCACACGAAUGUAUUUUUACCACCAAAAACACGGCUUCACCGUCAUGAUGCUCAACUAUAUUUUUGAUCUUGUGAUUUUUGCAUUUGUUGUGUGGUUCGUCACAACUGUCAUUUUUUGCGUUGAUUACACAGUACUUGACGGAAACCACACCCGGAUUACAAUUUAUGAAGCAAUUUUGCCGCAAGGAGAGUGCAUCAAUGCAAUUACUCUUAGCGGAUGGCUUGUCAUUUUCUUAUCGGGCCUCUUCUGGAUCUUCCGUUUGAUACGAUUUUUUUAUCACGCCGUGCAAUACUACGAUAUUAAGAAAUUCUUCAAUACUGCGCUUAAAAUUGAUGAUAGUGAAUUGGGCAAUUAUACGUGGCAUGAUGUGCAACGGCGAAUACGUGAGGUGCAAAUGGAGCAACAAAUGUGCAUCCACAAAGAGCACCUUACCGAAUUGGAUAUUUAUCAUCGAAUUUUGAGGUUCAAGAAUUACAUGGUAGCUAUGAUGAAUAAGAAUCUCAUUCAGACGACCAUCAAUUUGCCUUUGGCGGGUGAGACAAAUUUUUUCAGCAAAAGUCUACGAUUCAAUUUGGAGCUGAUAUUUUUCCGAAGCCCAUGGUCAGUGUUCGAUAAUUGGCAUCUAAAGGAACAAUACAAACGUUCGACCAAUCGAACUGAGCUGUCCCAGCAGCUGUCGAAGUACAUUUUCUACGCUGGUCUCAUUAAUUUGAUCUUUGCUCCAGUGAUAUUUUUGUUUGCGACGAUUUUCUGCAUUUUCAGUUACGGUGAUUUGGUAAAACGAGAUCCGGGUGUGUUAGGUAUUCGGUGCUGGUCGCAAUAUGGUAUGCUCUACAUGAGACACUUCAAUGAAUUGGACCAUGAGUUGCAAGCCCGUCUGAAUCGAGCCUAUAAGCCAGCCGUCAAGUACAUGGAAUCAUUUUCAUCUCCAAUGGGAGCCGUUAUCGCUAGAAAACUCUCGUUUCUAUUCGGCGGUGUGUCAACAAUGAUUUUCCUAUUUUUCAUGUUUGUCGACGAGGACAUCGCUCAUAUUGAGCACAUCUUUCAAGUGGUGUCUAUACUCACACUUUUGGCCAUUGUGUCAAGAGUAUUGAUUCCCGACGAAAAUCUUAUAUUUUGUCCGGAGCAAUUGAUGACAGCAGUUUUGGCUCACACUCACUAUUUACCGGUGGCUUGGAAAGGAUUGGCCCAUACCAGUCAUGUGCGAAGCCAAUUCGGUCAAUUUUUCCAGUUGCGUGUGUUUUAUCUAAUCUCCGAAUUGCUGAGCCCGAUAACAACACCGUUCAUACUGCUAUUUUAUAUUCGACCCAAAGCAUUGGAUUACGUGGAUUUCUUCCGCAACUUUACGGUUUCUGUUGUUGGUGUGGGUGAUGUGUGCUCGUUUGCUCAGAUGGACGUUCGUAAACACGGCAAUUCGGAAUGGCAACCAACGCACAGUACUGAAGGUGAUUUAACCGAAGGUGCUACCGCCCCAGUGUGUGAAACAAAUAAGUACACUCAGGGUGAACAUGGAAAAACGGAACUGUCGUUGGUUCAUUUCACAUUGACCAAUCCGGAAUGGAAAAUGCCGUCGGAUGCACAUAAUUUCAUGAAUGGAUUGAAGCGACAUGCUCAACAGGACUUCAAUCGAACUCGCCAGACGGGAGUUAUGAACACUGCGAUGGGACAGAGCCUGUUUUCGGUGGGCAAUCUUGGUGGUCAGUACUCAUCAAUUGUUGACUCCUUGAUAAUGCCUCAGCGAUACGAUGCAUUCAACAUGGGUAUGUCUCAAUUCUCGCCCGGGUUCCGUAAUUCAAUCCACGUAUCACAUCACCCAGAUGCCGAUAUGCCAUCACACGCUUACGACUUCAAUCGAAUGCUUCAGCAGCACUUGUCCGACGGUGCAUCCAUGGCAUAUCGCAGUAAUUUGCAAAAUAUUCAAGAGAAUGAGCAGGACGAGAAUGCAGAAAAUCCACCAAUGCCCGAAGAAUCGCCAGGGCAUAGGCUUGCCUCAUCGGCGAUGACAUCAAGUGUGCUCAGAGGAGCUUCACACCGUGAAGGUCCGAUGAAUGCAUCACACGACCGUAGCCUAUUCCACAGCCUCUAUGGGCAAACGGGCGGCUACGAACCAGUGUCUAGUGAUCUUACCACAGCUGAUAUGUGCUUAAGUACCUUGUACCUACAUGAAUUGUUCCACCGGCAAAAUCGUCGACGAAGUGGCUCUUCGAUCCGUGUGCCACCAACAAGUCAACAGCAACACCUAUGGCAAUUGCCGCAUCGAGACGGUUCACAAAUGCCAUCACAAAGCCAUACACGAUCAACCGCAUAUCCUGAAAAUGUACGACCAGCAGCGGAAAAAACGCCACUGCUCAAUCCAAAGAAAACAUAACAACGCGCCGAAUGGGUGUGAACACAGAUCCGGCUGGAACAUGACGCCGUUGUCUUUUAGAUUAUAAGCACCUCUCUUAUUAAAAUUAUGACUUUUCAUUUGUAGUGGAGCAACAAAUUUCUUUGGCUCGUAGAUCACCUUUGAUUAGGAACGUGUUUAAUUUUUUUUUUUUGUUUGCCUCUGUAAAUACCGAGUAAGGAAUCGACAAACUCAUAUUUAACCAAUUUCAUUGACCAUUGUCGUGUUUUUAUUGACAAAAACGUUAAUUAUUAAGUAGGCAGUGCAGGUGGAGAUAACAAAUUUUUAUUGACUAAGAUAUUUAGAUUGUAUUGAGCCAUUCACACAUAUUCAAGUGGAACAAAUUGAUGGGAAUGUUUUCUUUUUCUAAGCAAAUAGCAAACCAUAUUGAGCUAUUCGGAACACUUGUUCGAAGUGGCCACAGACAAACGUUGAAUUUAUCAAUAUUUUAUCGGUCUGUGACGCUUUCGUUUCUCUGUAAUUAUUUCAAUGUUCUGAACUAUUCUCAUUUGUUCAAUGAAUCGACAAAGAAACAUAAUAAAUUCGUUUUUUUUACUGUGAAUA